Molecule: messenger RNA, 1106 nt
Organism: Ciona intestinalis (vase tunicate)
Lineage: Eukaryota; Metazoa; Chordata; Ascidiacea; Phlebobranchia; Cionidae
Source: RefSeq, a predicted model, not a curated record
UGAUUGUGUUUUAGAAUCUCUCCACUGAGAAUUUCGCAUUUCGUGCUUUUUGUUAUUGUUGUAAACUGCCUUCAAAACGUAAGCGUGUAGAAAUGAAUGCACUGGUUCGCGUUUUCCUAUUUCUGAACCUUCUCUGCCUAGAACAGAUUAUCGUAACUGGUCAAGAUGUAUACGACAACGAGUUCGAAUCGUCUAGUGGUUUUUCUGGGUACAGCGGGGAGGGAAGCGGUGAUGCUAAAGAAGAUGACUUUUUUACCAGCGGUGACAGUUGUUCUGGUAGCGGGGAAGACGAAGAAAUAUAUUCUGGUGACGUCAUGUCCGGUGAAAACGACACAUUCAACGAAAGUUUUGACGCCAAGACAAAAAACUUCCCCGGAUUCGAUAAGGGUAUUUCUUCAAAUGCCAUGAACGUAUUGCAAGGUCUAAUGAACGGCGGGGGUUUCGCUGAAGAAGCGGAAACAGACUUUGAGCUUUUGGGUGCCUUCGAAGAUGGCUCAGGUGCCAAUGGGCUUUGUAUGAAUGGUGAUAUUUGUUUCAAUGGUGGAACGUGUGAGACAUUAUUAGAGGAAUCCAGGUGUCUUUGCGCUGUCGGGUACACUGGACAUGACUGUUCCUCUUUAUUUGGCGACUCCGCUGCUUGCCUCGAUUGCCAGGAUUUUAGUGGCGAUUCGUUAAAAAAGCGAAGGUCCCUGGAAAACUACCAUGUCGUGCAAGUGGAGUGGAGACAUAAUGGAAACUUCACUGGUACAGAAAUCCUGGCAGAACAACUUAUUUCAGGGAUGCUGGACGAAAAACGUCAUCACAAUAUCGCUCUAGCUACUUUGGGUGGGUUCAUUUUACUGCUUGCGGCUUUAUUCGUUGGCUAUUUUCUUGCACGGUUUGGUACAAGGGGAAAUCGACGUGAAGAAACACAAGAUACGCACAACGUGUGACGUACAGCUGUAGUAUGCGUUGUAGUAUUGUAAUCUCGCAAAAGCACUUUCAAUAAAUUGUUAUUGAUAUUUUGUACCGCAAUUCGACAAGCUGUGUAUCUUCUUUGUUUCAUUUCUUUGCGUUUUUGUUACUUUCAAUUGCGUUAACGUUCCAAUAAAGUAUUGGCACCCGUA